Molecule: messenger RNA, 3135 nt
Organism: Vitrella brassicaformis
Lineage: Eukaryota; Vitrellaceae
Source: the annotation of a GenBank genome assembly
AAAGAAUUAAGACAAUAGGGGGUGCGCGAAGCGUCAAGACUGGAAUAAUGUGUUGCGCGUUCAGUGCGUUCAUCACCAUGGCCAUAAAAGCCCGACACGGAGAAAGGACGUGUGUUGUCACUGCAAGAGCCAAAACGGUGCAGUACACACUCCCCCCACUCCCUCCUUCCUUCCCCCUUGAUCACAAUGACUGACUACCCCCAUUUCAUUCAAAAAGCCUUCCUUAUUCCACACAAAAACAACACAGGGACCAAGACACUUACAUGAAUCAGAGAUGCAAACGAGACCAGGACAUAAACCGCCAACUAGAAAAGGCAGGCCGACGGACGUCCCAUUGUAUGUCUGUCAGACUCUGUCUGCAUUACAGCUCCGCCUUGGUGGGCUUGUCUUUUGUGGUGGUGCCGCCCUUGCUGAGGCGAUCGAGGGCAGAGAAGGCGAGAUAUGGAUGGAGGGCGGCUGAAACAAACAACACAGAAUGGAAUUUCAUGCACCGACCUGAAGUGCUCACAUUGCCCACUGACCUCCGAUGUCCAGCACUCGCUCGUCGAGGGCGAACUCGGGAUUGUGGACAGACACCGAAGUAGACGGCUGGCCAUAAAUGCCCUUGCCGUCACUGCACACGCUCAUGGAUACACACAGCACACCAUAGGAAUCAUCCUGUGGACGUCCCCUGCGCACUCACGCGUGUCCCAGCAGCACGAACAGGGCAGGGACGGCCUCGGUGAAGAAAGAGAAAUCCUGCACUCAUCGAAUCCAUGGAUCGAUGUGAAACCACCGGGGAUGGCUGGUGGCCGUCUGUGCGUCUGUGUGUGUGUGCGCCCCUCCCUCCCAACCUCUCCGCCCAUCGUGGGAGGGACCUCAGUGACAGACAGGGGGAAGUCCAGGAGGCCGGCAGGCAGCGAAUCGCUGGCCUCGGACAUCACCUGGCAGGCACACACACAGCAAGUGCACGAAGUGUCUGUCAGUGUGUCGUCACGCAUCCCAUCCUUUGUGUCCUGUCCUACCUCAGUGAACAUGGUCCACAUGUCGUUAUCGUUGAGGGUGGGCGGCGCAAAGUCCUUGAGGUACGUCACUGCAUCAAGAUGUUUUAACACACCAUUACGCACGGAUGAGAUGGUCUCUGUGGGGCUGUGUGUGUGCACGAGGUGUACGAGGUCACCUGUCGCAUUGAGGCGGUUUGCCUGAGCGAUCGACUCGGACAUCGACCGUAUCCGCUCACGCAGCUCCAGGACAGCCGCCGAUGAAAGCGUGCGGAAUGUGCCUGCGUGUGUGGAAAAGAUGGAGGGCCACACGGUCAUGUGCAGUGUGUGCGCUGCGCUGGGGGUGGGGGCGGGGGCGAUGUGCAGAGACGCACCUUUGAGCAUAGCCCAGUCAGGAAUGACGUUGUUGGCAUCUGAAUCUGUCUGCACACACACACACACGCAAUGAUGGAGACCCCUCCCCUCAGCUGUGUGGAUGUCGCCUACACGCAGGACGGUGACCGACACCACUUUAGACUCUAUGGGGUCCGUAUCUCGCGACACCAGGGUCUGCAGUGCCAGUGCCAGCUGAGCAGCCCCUGGGACGGGGUCAAUCGCCAAGUGAGGCAUCGCAGCGUGGCCGCCAACCCCUUGCAGCUUGAUAUCAAAGCUGCCAUCAACACGCAACAGAAAUGAUGAAUGAACGAUCUACCGCAGCAGUUGUGUGCUGUGUGUGUGACGCUACAAGUCUCCGGCAGCCAGGAGGGGGCCCCCACGGCCACCCAACGUGCCAGUGGGAAGCUUGGGCCACACGUGGAAGCCGAAGAUCUGCUGCACAGGUGGGUACUGCGUCAAGACGCCCUGUGUGCGUAUUGAUUGACAAACACACAAUCCGCACAGACAUUCAGGGAAACCUUAUGCGGUGGGUGAGCGUCGGCACACCUCUUCUCGCAUCAUCAGUGCCCCAGGGCCGCCCUCCUCUGCACCCACCCACCCACACACACACACAAGCAAGACACAUUCGCAAAGACGUGUUGGUGGAUAUGCACUGCACCGAUCCAGUCCCUCACCUGCAGGCUGAAAGAUCAACCUAAUCGUGCCCUACAACGAGACAGGCAGACAGACAGGGAGAGAGUGUCUGUCGUAUCGACCUGAUGUCUAGCUUGCGCCUUUGCGGACCUGAAUGUCCUUCUCCCUCUCUUUGAGGAGCUUGGCUGCUGCGAGCAGCAUCGUCGUGUGGGCGUCGUGGCCACACGCGUGCCUGACAGACACGGACAGACAGACAGACAGACAGGCAGACGGACGGACGGACGGACGGACAGACAGACAGACAGACAGACAGACAGACAACGGCCACUGCUUGUGGUGCUGUGACCGUCCGUCCGUGGCGACCUACAUUCGGCCAGGGUGAGUCGACUUGAAGUCUGAUCGAUGCACACAAGCAAGCAAGCAAUGGAUCAAUGGGUGAACAUAUGCGCGCGCCGUGCACACAAACCGAGAUCGGUUUCCUCCUGUAUCGGCAGCCCGUCAAUGUCGGCUGCAGGAAGGAAAAUACAUAAGCGCACCAGGUCCAUCCAUCCAUCCAUCGAGUUUACCUCGGAGAGCGACGCACGGCGGCUUCCCAGUGCCCAGGUCAGCCACCACCCCUGCAGUGGCCACACGGCACGGCACAGGGCGCCAUGUACGUCUGUCUGUCCGUAUGCCCCCCAUCGACACUCCAGCACUGCUCAACACCCACCCCACUGACCCACCCACCUGUGCCUCCCGGCGGUCCGUCCGGCCCAGCGUUGGCAUUCUUGCCCCACCCAGUCGUGUAUUUGACGCCGAUCUGCACACACAGAUCAGUGGCCGACGGCAAUUAAUGUGUGUGGGCACUCAUGCGAUGCGAUGAGUGACCUCGUCGAGCGUCUGCUGGAUGAAUUGUGACGUCUUGAACUCCCGGAAGAACAGCUCCGGGAUCUGGUGGAGAUGCCGCCGCUUGCUUGAGGUCCAGGCAUGGAUGUCUUUUGCCUCGCUGAUCAGAUCUGCGAAGGGCACUGCCGAGGCACGAUGGCUUAGGAGCACCGAGGAAGACAGCAGGACGAGAAGCCGCGAAGAUGGAGUCAUUGCGAAGGCACAAUCUUGGAGAUGAGAAGAAGGAGCAGCGUUUCCAGGCGGAACAGGCAGCGGUUUCAGG